AUGCCAGUGGUGGCUCAGAAAUUCCGCCCGCUCAAGCAGGCGAUACAGGCGCCCCAGGCCAUCCAGACAGAGACUGUGCAGUCCCAACCCCAAUCGCAGUCCCGGUCACAGCAGCAGGCGCUGAAUAGCACCUCGCUCACGGCCGCCAGUAGUCUUGCCGCCAUCAAAGCUACGGUUGAAAUCGCGCUGGGCUCUAUCGCGUAUUUGCGCUCCUUUCUUCCCGAGGAUCACUUCGACAGCAAGGAACUUACCUCCCUCAAGCACCCUUUUACCGAGGAUGGAGUCUCAUCGGCCCCUGAUGAGGUCGCCAGUAUCAAGGUCAUGAAGAUCAAGAGUGGAUCGAGCGCAGAAGGUGAUGCCUUCCUCAAGUACUUUAACGAGGGAGUCGUGGACGCUCUCGAGCGCAGUUACCUGAAGAGCAUGGUUCUUUUGGUCCUCCUUGAUCCAGUCAAUGACCCCAAUAAUAUUAUCGAAUCGUACACCUUUGACUUCACCUACAGCACCGAUACUGAGGGCCCAUCGAUUGCCUUUAACAGCUCCCAAAAGUCCGUCAGUUCUACGUCUAGCUUCUUCCUUCCCCAAACGGUUCCGGAGUUGCGCCUCGCGAUCCGCAGCUUCAUGUACAAGUUGAUUCUGGGCCUCCAGGAGCUUGACCCACUCCCCCGUCACCGCUAUGUGGACAUCAAGCUCGUUUACCGUGACGAUACGCCUCUCGAUUACGAACCACCCCAAUUUCACCCAAACCCCGAGACGGAACGUCUCUUCAUUGCCUCUCACAACCGUGAUGAAGUGCCAAGGGCAGUCGAGGGCGGCACGCUCGACACACCGGACAUGGGUUUCUCCGUCACUGUUCUGUCAGCUGCGUCGUUCCUCCCUGUCAACAACGCAGGAGGGGUGGUCGAUUUAAACACUCAACAGGCCAUGUACAAUGCACAGCUCGAAGACAGCAAAGCUAGGCGUGUCCACUGGGAUGCCCAGACGCUCGCGCUUCAUGCUGACCAACCAAUGGAGCGCAAAGGGCGCACUGCCCACAAGGCUGCGCAGGUGGUUAACCAGAUGAGCGACUCGCUUGAGAUGGCUCAGGAUACUGAUCGUCCUGCCGAGUGUGCCACGAAUGAGAACGAUGUGGCAGCCAACUUCUUGCCCGUUGCAGCUCCGCCUCACGCUGCUGAGAACCAAGCCCUUGGCUCGUCAGGCCCAUCGUCGCCCAUGAAGCGCAGUUCAAACAAGAAGACUGCCAAGAAAACAAACACCAAACCUAGGACCUUGAAGCCCCAGAUAAUCAAGGCUCAACCAUCCCACACGCCCCAGAUGGUAAAGACCAAGACGGUCAAGCUUAAGCCCACGAAGUCUCCUGGCCAAUCCCGAGCUCAGCGCAGCCGUUCUCAGUCUGUCCUUCCUCCAGGCAUGAUCCAUGUGGAUGAUCCACUGGUCCGCAAGUUCAUUAGACAGAAGAUCCCUGCUUCUCCCAAGAUUGCGAGGGCAGCACCUACCAAUAUGGCCGAAGCCGCUACCAGGGCAGACCGUGCGACACCUUCGAUGCCGCCGCCACCAACCCCCAUUGCUACGCCGUCGGCCCCACCCCUCUGCUCAUUCUCCACCAAGGUCGGCAACUCGCGGACAGUCCUGUCCAGUAUCGAGGCCAAGGUGGAACUCAAGGACGAUAUAACACAUCCCACUGUGUCUGACAAGAAGAGGGGUAAUUCGGGGGACGAUGAGGCGGCAAAGAAGCGACGCGUCUUAGACUCGGACAAGACUGCCCACUUUUACGUGUCCUCCCAUGGGUUGUCUCAUCAUGCUGGGUCAACGUCCGGAUUGCCACUGCUUGAGGCGACCCGUCGUCUGGCUAACCGCGACGAUGAUGAACCGAAGGAGAAGAGGACCGAACCGGACUGGCAGUGGCUGCAGGAUCUCCUUCACGAUGGGCCACCAGCCCCUCGGCCUGGCGAUGACAAUGGCAGCUCAGCAGAGUACUUUCCGGGACGUAAUGUCGCUCGACCUCAAUCCUCUGAACUUCUCAUGUCCAGUAUCGCGGGCACAAGUGAGCACCAACAACACCAAACGUGUGCUAAUGAGCCAGUUCCACCCGACCUCAUGAGCGACCUAUUGCGCAUCUUUUUCACAACGAUUCAUCCAUUGUGGCCCAUUCUGCACAUCCCCACUUUCUUUUCAGAUCUCAAUCGAUGGAACGACCACGCGUUUGCCGCACUGGUCGUGUCCAUGUGCAUGCUGGCGUCGAGGUACACAAACGACCUUCGGGUUCGGUCAGACCCAAACAACCCGGCCUCCUCAGGUCUCAGGUACUAUGAGCUCUUCAACCGCUUGCUUGACCGAGCAAUCACGUCCGACAAUGUCAUCUUCGCUAUCCAGAGUAGAUUCUUCGCUUCCAUCUUCCAGAGUGUCGACAAUGUUCCUCACCCGGUUGCCCAAGGCCUGUUUGCCGAAGCUCUUUCAAGAACACUUGAUGGUGGCCUCCAAAGAACGGUUUCGUCGUCGGUCAUGGGCAACUCUAUCCUCCGCGAAAUCCGAUCGCGUACCGCAUGGGCAGUGUACGUGUGGGACAAACAAAUUUCGGCCUUUUGCGGAAGGCCACAUCUCAUGCAGAUGUGGGACAUGGAUGUUCGACUACCUGAACCGUUUGACAACGAUGACACUCUGUCUUCGCCUCGCCACAACAUUGACGACAACGAUGCCGCCCACGUUGAGACUUUCCGACAACUCAUUCAGGUGUCGGCUGUACUGGAGAGUGCUUUCCGUGCCUCGUCUCAUCGACCCAUCGUUCCUAAUUGCGACUUUAUGAACGAAGUUUCACGCGGGACGCGCCCGGAUGACGACGAUGCGGAACGGCUGGAGAAGACUAUGGCUUCUGUGAACAAAUGGAGGAGAAACGCGCCACCCGAAAUUGCUGAACCAGUACCCAAAACGCGUUCCAUGAUGCGGGGUUACUCGGUUCCGACCGAGCAAGUGGCUUCCGUUGACCAGAUGGUCCAGUUGUUGGUCGCUGCUCGCUACCUUCAGCUCGAAACCUUGAAUCCGGAGCCCCAGGCAGAGCGGCUUGAGAGCUAUCGAGCCAUGCUCAUUACGUCUGCUCGGGACUUGGUCUCCCUCGUGGUUCAGCUGGGUGCAACCUAUCACCUUGCACGCUGUGACAUUUUGGUUGGUUACCGUCUCCUCUUCACCGGACGACUCCUCCUUGCAUGUGUCCUCUCAGCGCGUACUGCAGGAAACGAUGUCCAAGCUGAAGAAGCGACCAAAAUCCUGCAUGCGGCAUCCGCGAUUCUGCGCCACUUUGUUACCGUGUUCCCGGUCGCUCUGGGCUCGGCAGAGGUUCUCGACGAGACGACACGCGUAUGCCGGGUGUCACGACCCGAGUCGCGUAGCCCUCCGCCCCCAGUACAGCGAUUUGCAUGGUACCGUCCGAUUGCUCAUCAGAGCAGCAAAAAGCGUGGACGUGACGAACGAAGCCCAAGUCCUCCCGUGACCAUGAUGGCACAGAGUUCCACUCGGAGUACUCAGCCCUCUGUAACGAUUCCUUUGACGGAGCUGUCGCCCAUCGACGCUACAUUCUUUCGUGAGGCUAAUGCCCCAACGCUCUCGCUCUUCAAUUCAUUGGAUAACUUUGGGGGAGAAUCGGACUUCUCAUGGCUUUUGCCCGGUGCAACGGGAGACAUCAACCUACCGUACUUUGAUGUUUCUCAUUAG
Apiotrichum porosum is the source of this 3702-nucleotide messenger RNA. RefSeq lists its product as uncharacterized. The transcript is spliced from 20 exons. Gene Ontology annotation, biological process: DNA-templated transcription; meiotic recombination checkpoint signaling; synaptonemal complex assembly. Gene Ontology annotation, cellular component: nucleus. NCBI's taxonomy places the organism in Eukaryota, Fungi, Basidiomycota, Tremellomycetes, Trichosporonales, Trichosporonaceae. Gene Ontology annotation, molecular function: zinc ion binding; DNA binding. The coding region runs from base 1 to 3702 and encodes 1233 amino acids. The record is from RefSeq and is a predicted model, not a curated record.